AAUGAGUCAUCCUGAAUGAACCGCACUUACAACAGUCUACCAGCAGAUGGCGCUCCUACACAACACAGCUUCACAUCUUUUCAUCUGUUGGGCACAUUUUUUUUAGAGCCGGAUUUACGACGGUUUGGAACAUUUACGGCCUCUCGAGGAGUUGGAGCGAUAGAGGGAAAUUCAUUUUGUGUUUUCUUUCUUGCUUUCUAUGUGUUCACCUGGUUGCCUGAAACAUCAGUGACAAUGCUCCUCCAAAAUCGAGCUGUGUUUGCAAUUGGUCUUCGCAUGGGCUCCACUCGUGUGAUGAAUGGACCGUUAAUGGACACAGCAAGACCAAGCUCAGACAUGUCUGAUUUCCGGAAGGACUUUUCCCAAGCCACACGCAUAGCUAUCAUCACAGGAGCAGGAGUGAGUGCAGAAAGUGGAGUACCAACCUUCAGGGGAGAAAAUGAGAAGUGGAGGAAGUGGAUGUCUCAGGACCUGGCUACUCCUGAGGCCUUCUCUCGCACCCCAUCUCGGGUCUGGGAGUUCUUCCAUUACAGAAGGGAGCUGGUGUUGAGCAAGAAGCCCAGUGCUGUACAUUUGGCUAUAGCAGAGUGUGAAGCUCGGCUGAGGAAGCAGGGACGCUCCGUGGUUGUCAUCACCCAGUGCAUUGACGACCUUCAUCAACAGGCUGGGUCCAAACAUGUGCUCAGGAUUCAUGGCAGUCUGCUGGAGACGCGCUGUAUGACUUGUAGACAUGUGACCCUAAACAAGCGAAGCCCCAUAUGUCCUGCCCUUAAGGACAAAGGUUCACCUGACCCAGAUGUUGCUGAUGCCCAAAUUCCUGUGGAUAAACUACCAAGGUGUAAGGAAAGUAAGUGCCAUGGCCUGCUGAGGCCCAAUGUGGUGUUUUUUGGAGAAACUCUGGACUCUCACAUUUUGACCAAGGUGGAAAAAGAGAUGGAAAUCUGUGAUCUCUGUAUGGUGGUGGGCACGUCUUCUAUAGUUUACCCAGCAGCCAUGUUUGGCCCCCGAAUUGCAUCCAGAGGUGUCCCAGUGGCAGAGUUCAACUUAAGUUCAACACCAAAAACUGAGUACUUUAAGUACCAUUUCCAGGGCCCCUGUGGAACUACACUGCUUCCAGCAUUGGCCCCACAUGAGUCAGAGAUUAAUAACUGACUUUACAGACAGUAGUCACUGGCUUCUAAUACAAUCUAAAGCAAUCCAGAGCUGUAGGGAUUCAUAGAACUUCUUCAAAUCUAUGCCUGGAAAUCAGAUGAACAGUUAAUGCUUGGUAGAGGACAGGCUGUAAAUAAUUUAGCUUUUUUACAACUUUGAAAUAAAUCUCUUAAUACUUGAAUAUAUAACUCACUGAACUGGAAAUAGUGCUGCUUAGAUUUAAGCAGGCGCCAUGCGGCUUGAUAUAAAAAAAUGGAAGGCACUGUCAGUAGUUUUUUGCAGAGGAUAACACCACAGGGUGUUAUUUACAUAUUAUAUGGUGGUGAGGGAUCAUUGUCUUUAGAUACACUGUGCUCUAAAUUUAUGAUGUAGACCAGAAAAACACAUCACUCCUCUUUUCUCUGGCCACCGGAUGUACAGACCGUAAAGCAACCUUGUGCCUUUCAAAGCUGUUUUAAUCAAACUUGGCCAAACGCUCUCUUUAAACCUCAAGUGUAAAUCAGUGUUACUGAGGCAAUGCCAAAUGUACAGAGUGUGCUGCUGACCGAGGACGGGUGGGUUAGAGAUGGGGUAGAAAGGGAAUAUGCUGACUGUUCGCUCCUAGCCCAGGUCAGCAUUAUUCCCUUCUCAUGCUGUUUGAUUGUGUUUGUUAUUGUCAGUUUUAUGUCAUGGAUUAAUGAUGAUACAUUGUUUGCAAAGGUCAGUGUCAUAUUCAACGUCUGUAGAUGGAACAUCUGUAAAAUUGAAUACAAAAAUCAUGCACAGUUUAAAACUGCUGAUGCAGUGAUACAUGGCAUAAUUAUUAAAACAUUA
Messenger RNA from Monopterus albus (swamp eel), 1965 nucleotides. Its product is annotated as NAD-dependent protein deacylase sirtuin-5, mitochondrial-like. Gene Ontology annotation, molecular function: protein-malonyllysine demalonylase activity; protein-succinyllysine desuccinylase activity; histone deacetylase activity, NAD-dependent. The transcript has 9 exons. The record is from RefSeq and is a predicted model, not a curated record. Lineage: Eukaryota; Metazoa; Chordata; Actinopteri; Synbranchiformes; Synbranchidae. The coding region runs from base 16 to 1152 and encodes 378 amino acids. Gene Ontology annotation, cellular component: nucleus.